CUCCUCUGUUUCCUGUGCAGUAGCUCCCGUUGCGGCGGCGCCCGUGGCAGCCCUGGCGGACGCAGGAGCGAUGGCAGCGACCGAUAUAGCUCGCCAGGUGGGUGAAGGUUGCCGAACUGUCCCCCUGGCUGGACAUGUGGGGUUUGACAGCUUGCCUGACCAGCUGGUGAAUAAGUCAGUCAGCCAGGGCUUCUGCUUCAACAUCCUGUGCGUGGGAGAGACAGGUUUGGGCAAGUCUACUCUCAUGGACACCUUGUUCAACACAAAGUUCGAGGGGGAGCCAGCCACCCACACACAGCCCGGUGUCCAGCUUCGGUCCAAUACCUAUGACCUUCAAGAGAGCAACGUGGGGCUAAAGCUCACCAUUGUUAGCACAGUGGGCUUUGGGGACCAGAUCAACAAGGAGGACAGCUACAAGCCCAUCGUGGAAUUCAUUGAUGCACAGUUUGAGGCCUACCUGCAGGAGGAGCUGAAGAUCCGACGAGUGCUGCACACCUACCAUGACUCUCGAAUCCAUGCCUGCUUAUAUUUCAUUGCCCCCACCGGUCAUUCCCUGAAGUCGCUGGACCUGGUGACAAUGAAGAAGCUGGACAGUAAGGUGAACAUCAUCCCCAUCAUUGCCAAGUCAGAUGCCAUCUCUAAGAGUGAGCUAACGAAGUUCAAAAUCAAAAUCACCAGUGAACUUGUCAGCAACGGCGUCCAGAUCUAUCAGUUCCCUACAGACGACGAAUCGGUGGCAGAGAUCAAUGGAACCAUGAAUGCUCACCUGCCAUUUGCUGUCAUUGGAAGCACAGAAGAACUGAAAAUAGGCAACAAGAUGAUGAAGGCUCGGCAGUACCCUUGGGGCACUGUGCAGGUUGAGAACGAGGCCCACUGCGACUUUGUGAAGCUGCGGGAGAUGCUGAUUCGGGUCAACAUGGAGGAUCUGCGGGAGCAGACCCACACCCGGCACUAUGAGCUAUACCGCCGCUGUAAGCUGGAGGAGAUGGGCUUCAAGGACACUGACCCUGACAGCAAACCCUUCAGUUUACAGGAGACAUAUGAGGCCAAACGGAAUGAGUUCCUGGGGGAGCUGCAGAAGAAAGAAGAGGAGAUGAGACAGAUGUUCGUUCAGAGAGUCAAAGAGAAAGAAGCGGAACUCAAAGAGGCAGAGAAAGAGCUGCAUGAGAAGUUUGAUCGCCUCAAGAAACUGCACCAGGAUGAGAAGAAGAAGCUGGAAGAUAAGAAGAAGUCCCUGGAUGAUGAAGUGAAUGCCUUCAAACAGAGAAAGACGGCGGCCGAGCUGCUCCAGUCCCAGGGUUCCCAGGCUGGAGGCUCACAGACUCUGAAAAGAGACAAAGAGAAGAAAAACUCUUACUGUUUUACAGUUAACUCUGCUGUUUGCUGCAUGCUGCAUGAGGCCCAGGGUCCUGUAACCCAUGGCUGUGUACCGAAUAGUAUUCCCCGCUACAGCUGGACUGGACUCCAUUUAGCAUUUUAAGCCAAGGUUCCUAUUUUAACUGACAGCUUUCCUUUGGGGUGCCAGGCAGCUGGGCUCCCCAGUCCUGCCUCGCACUCUAAGCCCCACUUCUUUUUGAGUUCUGCAACUUGUUCCUGCCUCCUACUCCCACUGGCACUGACGGUGACCUCCUUUUCUUUUCUCUUUUUUUGUAAGGUUGUUUUUUGUUUUGAUUUUUUUUUUUUUUGAUCACUUACUCUCAAAUCAUACAGGCAAACAAGGCCAGGCCAAAUUUCCAGGCCUUUUUGCAAAGAGGAAGGAAUUUUUCUCUUUUCAAUAAUAGAUCAUCAUGGGAAGCCAAAAAUAAGCAAAAAGUAGACAAAAUGGAAAGCAGAUCAACACACACACUUUUUUCUUGUUGGCAAAGCAAGAAGGUGGUUUUGAUAGGCAUUGUUUGGCAACUCACAGAUUGGCUGGUGGCUGCAGUGAAGUAUGGAGGUGAUAGGGCCAAUGUAGAAGUAAUUUCAUGGGAAAAGCCAAAUCGGGGUGGAGCAUUUUAGGAGACCAUAGACUUCAAGUAAGAAAAGAACCAACCAGCCCCAGCACCCAAAACCCCAAAACCCUUUGGCUACUCAGCCAGUAGCUCAGAGAGAUGCUGAGUUGGGGCUGCCGAGUCUCCCUGAGAAAGGCUUCUGUAGCUUUGAUGUUUGUGUGUCUACCUUCAGAGAUUACCACCAGGUAACCACUACUACCUGGGUCAUUAUUUGCAUUACAAACAGGGGCCCCUUCGUUUGCAUGUGUUCACAGAUGACUUGAGACUUGAGAAGCUCUAACUACUUCCAAAGUGUUAGAGCCACACAGUCUUGGAGAGGCUUUGAGAAGCUAAGCAAGAAUUUUGUCUGAAGGGAGAAAUUUUGGCCAGGAAGAUAAAUAGAAGCCACUUAGUUCCUAAGAGAAAAUUGAAGCCCAGAGAAAUGAAGGCACUUACAUGCCUGGGAUCCUGCUGUUGUCCUGUAGCAGAAACCACACUGGAUUCCAGGUCACCUUGCCUCCCAGUCCACUGUAUCAAAGGAUGCAGGUGGUCUCUCUAGACUCGUGUAUGUUCCUGGGGACAAGGCCUUUUGAUGCUCAGUGAAACUGCGUAGUCGGUAUUAGAGGAUCCUUGAAGUUUUCUCCCCACAGAAAACCAUCCUGGGAGGAGGUGUGUGAGGUGACAUUGGGCAAGGUGAAGGCCCCUGGGCAGCUUCUUAACCUCAUGCUGUUGCCAACAGGGGCAUGAGUGGGUCACCUUGGCGCCAAGGUUGGAACAGGGUGAGUAGACGCAUAACAGGUGCUCUGGGUGAGCCUUGUGAAUCAGGGAAGAUGGGGAAAGAAAACUCGAACCUGUGGGUGAAGAUAGGCCUUUCUAAGGCUGGGUGAGCAUAUUAAAAGAAUUAAAAUGCUUAUUCCAUUGGAUAGCUUUCUUUUUUCCAAAGUAAACAGAAUUUUGUGUCCUUCCAUGAAAAGGCUGUUUUUAUUUUUUUUAAUAAAUACCAUUGUUACUAUUCUUAAACAGAAUACCCUAACUUCUCUGUUUACUUCUGGUGAACACAACCAGUCAUUAGAAAUGGUCUGUGCUUUCAUUUGCCCAGAAAGGAAUGGAAUGGAAUGGCUUCACACACACACACACACACCCUUUAUUUCCCUGAAGCCAGCAAGGGUGCUUUCCCAAUGCAGAUCACUUUGGUUUUUGUUUUUUUCUUUUAUUCCUUUGGCCUUCACCUGCGGCUGUUAAUAUGUGCUUUUUUUUUUUUUUUUUUUUUUU
This is a messenger RNA of Lepus europaeus (European hare), 3242 nucleotides long. RefSeq names its product septin 6 (gene SEPTIN6). Lineage: Eukaryota; Metazoa; Chordata; Mammalia; Lagomorpha; Leporidae. Bases 71 to 1480 code for a protein of 469 amino acids. The record is from RefSeq and is a predicted model, not a curated record. Gene Ontology annotation, biological process: cilium assembly; cytoskeleton-dependent cytokinesis. Gene Ontology annotation, molecular function: molecular adaptor activity; GTP binding; GTPase activity. The transcript has 11 exons. Gene Ontology annotation, cellular component: microtubule cytoskeleton; septin complex; septin ring.